GAGCCGGAGCCGGAGCCGAUCCCCUGGCCCGCGGCUGCGGGCUCUGCUCCGGGCGGGGCGCCCCGGGGCCGCUCCCUGCUCCCUCUGCCAGCACGUGCUCGGGAAGCGCGGGGCGUCUGUCCCGGGAAGGGAACCCUGGAACGUAGAGCGCCCGUCCCUCGCUGCGGCGGGACCGAGCCCCAGUGGCGUCGGGAGCUCCGUGGAGCCGGACUGCCAAAGGCUGGGGUGAAUGCAAGUGGCGGGACAGGAGCCGUGGGCAGGACGGUCUCGUCUGAGCCGAGUUAAGUGAAUGGAUCUUCAGAAGCAGAUUUGUUAAAACUGACAAAACAUGGCAUAUCGAAGAGAUGAAAUGUGGUCUGAAGGCCGAUACGACUAUGAAAGAGUUCCAAGAGAACGUCUCCCUCCAAGGAUUCAUGGUGAUAGUGAUUACCACAGAAUAGUAAACGUUGUGCCCAAGAAACCACCUCUGCUUGAGAGACCUGGGGAUGGAAAUUACAGUCGCUAUGACAAUUAUGGUCACGCUGAGUACAGAGACUAUGACGAGGGUCGUGGUUUUGCCCAUGACCGAAGAAGUGGACCUCCACACCGAGGUGUACGUAAGGAUGAAUCAGGAUACAGAUGGGCAAGGGAUGGUCAUCCUCCAAGACCUGAAUACAGGGAUGUCAGAGAUGGCUUCAGAAGAAAAAGCUUCUAUUCUCAUUAUGUGAGAGAUCGAUCCCCUCAUAGGAGGGACUCUCCUUUCUUCAGGGAAUCGCCAGGGAGCCGGAGGGAUUCUCCACACAGCAGAUCUGGCUCUAGUGUCAGCAGCAGGAGCUACUCUCCUGAAAGAAGCAAAGCCUAUCCUUUCCACCAGCAUAGCAGAAGUAUGUCAUCCUUACAUAAAAGAAAUAUUUCUUCUCAGCAAGGUAAAGAGAGGCCAGUUCAAUCAUUGAAAACAUCAAGAGAUGCAUCACCUUCAGGGUCCACAGCAGUACCUUCAUCAAAGGCUUUGGAGAAGAGCAACAGACUAUCAGAAAAGGAACUUGCAGAAGCUGCAAGCAAGUGGGCAGCUGAAAAGGCAGAGAAGGCUGAGGAAAGCAAUUUACCUGAAAUAACAGAGUAUGAUGCUGGAUCUUCAGCUCCAUUAUACGUUGAACAAACAGAGGAAACAGAAGCAAAUCUAACAGAUAGUACAGAAUUAUACGAGGAUGGCCAGCUUCUUGGUCGUUCAAAAGCAAUUGCAACUAAGACAAAGGAGAUWGAACAGGUCUACAAACAAGACUGUGAAACCUUUGGUAUGGUAGUGAAGAUGCUGAUUGAUAAAGAUCCAUCGUUAGAGAAAUCCAUUCAGUUUGCCCUGAGGCAGAAUUUGCAUGAAAUCGGUGAGCGAUGCAUUGAAGAACUCAAACAUUUCAUUGCKCAGUACGAUGCAGCCAACCAAGAUGUAUCAGAAUCUUUCAAAGAGGGCUCAUACUAAGGACAAAAAUGUGUUUUUAGAUCCUGUGCAUUGUGUAUACCCAUAGUACAUAAAUCUGCUUUAGUGGGGAAGGAGGAGCUCUUGCUCAAGGUUUGAAGCCAAGGAGCUCCUUUGUCAUUGCUCAGGUGGCUGUUCCCUUGUCCACUGUGGUCUCCAUGACUGUGUUCUUCCUUCCUGUUCAUGUUGACAUAUAUUCCUUUGAAAGGAUGUUCUUUUAAAAAAUGCUAUAAAGCAACAAACUAUUUUUGAAACCUCUACACAGUGUCCCUGGAAGAAAUCAGUCUGAUGUCUGUACACUUAUGUUUUGAUGCGUGUAAGUGUAAUACAAAACAUUGUAUUUUUUAUUAAAAUUACACAAAGCUGCUCUCAUUCCUCAAGUUAUGCACAAAUAUGUCUUGCUAUCAUAUAUGCUAUAGGAAGGGAAAACUUGCAAAAUUGGUCACAAUUAUGAUUUAUUUAUUCUGGUUUAAUUUAAAAGUUCAGCUGAAUUCUGUAAAAUUACACUAGGAGUUAUCUCUUGUAUCUGCCAGAGCAAUUAACUACUUGGUGUAAGAAAUGCUGGUUUUUUGUUCUAAUUGCAGAUUCUGAAAAUGCCUUUUAAAUUUUAGUGUUUUCCAUAUCCUGACUCAUUACUAGUAAGCAGUAUUAUAUGGGAUGGAUUCCAUUUUUUGUUACUCUUUGCUCUGUUUUUGACUAUACUGUAGUCUGUGAAUGUAGCUGCAGGCAGCCGCUGAGCAGGGAAAGGUCCCUUUUCCUACUCUGUCCCUCUCCCCCCUGACAACUUCCCAAGCCUUUUUAUCCAUCAGUUUUAACAUUACGGAGGCUGUGUGGAAUUCUUUCCAGCUUCAAGAAGCAGAAAUUCAGGUAUCAGGGAUGGGCAAGGAAACUGAGCAGGACCAUCUCUGCAGUAAUCCCAGGAUGCUUUGGAUUAGAUGUAACACAAAGUUUAUCCCUGAGGCCUCAAAUUCUCGAUCAUUUCAAACCUAGUGAUUCUGGUUAAUGAUUCUGGCACCACCUUUGACCUGACAGAACAGCCUGUAGUUGGGGAGCAGUGCUUGAGGAAAGUCAAGAGGUUGCCAGUGAGAGUUAAUUAGGACUCAGUGGAAUCCUGACAAUUGAAUACAUUUAUUAACGUACUGUUUUUUAAGGAACAUUCUAGGAGAGGGAUCAUUUGAGUCAUAAUCACAAAGAGGCAAGUUUAACCAUGAUUGUUUUGUAUACAUUUGCAUUUGGAACAUGUGAAACUCUGAAAGGACUAAUAAACUCACUGUUUCCAGAUUUCAUCAGAAUGGUGUGCAGAAAUGUUAAUGAAGUAGCAAUAAUUUUGCAUGUACAAGGUACUGUAUGUAUCACAGCAUCUUACACAUGCAAAUCUUGAUACGAUAUAUUAAAUAUGUACUGUGUCAGAUUCCUGAGAUGUCUGGUUAGUUUUCAUGUCAGUAAAGGGGGGGUUGCAGUUGGCUUUUCUUGCUCCUGAGAGUUUGCAAUGCUCAAAGGAGAUGACCUGCAACUACCCUUGUUAACACCUGGGAUUGUGUGGGCUGCACAGUGAGUAGGAAUUAGCUCAUGGACCCUACAGGGUGCUAAUUUGGGGAGGGAAAGCAGGGAGGAGAGGCAAGCAGUUGUGACAUAGUAGCAAGACCUGACCCACCCCUUCUGGCAACACCUGGUUUACGGUGAUCAGCCAAAGUCUCCUCUGAUGGAGAAGCUUAACUACAGCACUUCACUACUUGCCUGCAGCACAGAGAGCCUUCAGCGUGUUACAUCAGAGUUUCUACUUUGGGUUAGAAAUGCUAAUGGAAAAAUAAAAAAAAUUGUGUGUAAAAUAUUUUUGGAUUAAAAAUCUCCAUUGCUACUGCAGAGUUUGUUAGGAGUUUCCUUUGUUAGAAGGCUGAUUAAGUUUACUGUUAUAAAAGUGUACAAGUUUUCAAGUGCUUUUCUGUAAAGUAUGAACUAGGCUUACAGCCACAAAAUCACAGAAUAUCUCAAGUUGGAAAGUGCAUGUAGGGAUGGUUUGAGUCCAACUCCAUGCUGCUCACGGGACCAUUAGGACGGAGCAUUGUCCAGAUGCUUCUUGAACUCUGGCAUGCCUGGGGCUCUACCACUUCUCUGGGGAGCCUGUUCCAGUGACUGACUCCCCUCUCACAUCCAAUCUGAACUUCCCCUGAUGCAGCUUCAUUCCAUUUCCUUGAGCCCUGUCACUGGUCACCAGAGAGAGUUGAGUGCCUGCCCCUUUGCUGCCCACCUUGAGGAGCCUGUAGAAUGCAGUGAGGUCACUCCUCUGUGUCCUCCAGGCUCUUCCUUUCACCAUCUUGAUCACUCUACUCUGGGUGCACCGGUAUCUUUACAUCCUUCUUGUAUUGUGCACCCAGAACUGCCCUCAGCACUCGAGGUGAGGCUGCCCCAGGUCGGAGCAGAGCAGGACAAUCCCCUCCCUUGCCCGGCCGUGAUGCUGUGCCUGAUGUCCCCCAGGACACUCCUGGCCCUCCUGGCUGCCAGGGCACUGCUGACUCAAAUUCAACUUUCCCUCAACCAGGACCCCCAAAUCUCUUUCUGUAGGGUUGCUAUCCAGCUUCUCAUUCCUCAAGUUUUAUGGAUAAUCCAGACUGCCCUGUCCCAAGUGGAGAAUCUGGUACUCGUUAAAAUUCAUGCAGCUGAUGAUUGCCCCCCCAGCUCCUUAGUUUGUUCAGAUCUCUCUGCAGGGCUCUCUACUCUUCAGGGAGCCCACAGCUCCUCUCAGUUUACUAUCAUUGGCAAACUCAAUGUACAUUUGAUUCAUCUAUCUUCAUUAAAGAGCACUGGCCCUAAAACUGAGCCCUCUGGAGUCCCACUGGUGACUGGGCUGUAACUCCGUUCACUGUGCCUAAUCCUUACUGUGCUUAAUCUGACUUUUUAAAAUUGAUUAAACUUUACUUAUGAACUAAGGAGUCUGUUGAAUUUUUUAUAAAAGUGCUGUUUCUGUGAAAGGUUUAAUUCACAUCUGUGAGUGUUAAGUAAUUGAUUUUCCAUCUAAUACUUGGCAUUGUGUUGAAUGCUGGCAUUUAACCUUCUGUGCUGUAUGCUUUCAGUUGAUGUAAGUAAAAUAUACUAUGGCAGUUCCUUAACUUAAGGAAGAAACAUGGCUUUUAGUCUUGCUUCUUUUACAGGUAUGUAGUUUGGAUUAGUUUCACGUCAGUGUAAAAAAAAAUUGACCCUGGUCUAAUGGACAGCCUCACUGGGGCUCUGGAAUGCUGUAGGAAGAGCACUGGGGAAAGGAAACAUGCUGUGAUGGAGGAAUUUGUCACUCUGAGAGCUCCUGAAAACAGAAACUACUCCCAGCACUUGUUAAUGUUGCAGAUACCCUUAAAAAAUAAAAAAGGU
Malurus melanocephalus (red-backed fairy wren) is the source of this 4816-nucleotide messenger RNA. It is a transcript of the gene PPHLN1, whose product is annotated as periphilin 1. Lineage: Eukaryota; Metazoa; Chordata; Aves; Passeriformes; Maluridae. Bases 329 to 1456 code for a protein of 375 amino acids. Gene Ontology annotation, cellular component: nucleoplasm. Gene Ontology annotation, biological process: negative regulation of gene expression, epigenetic; negative regulation of DNA-templated transcription; protein localization to heterochromatin. The transcript is spliced from 10 exons. The record is from RefSeq and is a predicted model, not a curated record.